Theobroma cacao (cacao) is the source of this 3298-nucleotide messenger RNA. Its product is annotated as SART-1 family. The record is from RefSeq and is a predicted model, not a curated record. Gene Ontology annotation, cellular component: U4/U6 x U5 tri-snRNP complex. Gene Ontology annotation, biological process: mRNA cis splicing, via spliceosome; maturation of 5S rRNA. NCBI's taxonomy places the organism in Eukaryota, Viridiplantae, Streptophyta, Magnoliopsida, Malvales, Malvaceae.
GAAAACAGAGGCGGAAUUUUGCUGGAAAAAUCCCCUCUUAUUCGUGUGCAAAACUAGUUUACUCUCUCAACUGGGUCAUCUAAAUUCCAUCUCCGGCCGCCGGAUCCCCUCCUUCGCCGCCGCUACCGCUGUCUUCUUCGCAUUCCUCCGAAUUCCCAAUAAGUUUUUGAGUGUUUCUGUUAUUUGCAAUGGAUAAGGAUAGGUAUGAUAGGGAAGAUGAUGUUUCUAGAGAACGCUGGGAUGGAGGAGCCUACAGUGAUGAAUUAGAGCAAAACGAUAAGCAUCGGAGUAAGGACAAGAAGAAGAGCAGCCUGGAAGAAGAAAAGGAUCAUCGAAGUAGGGAUAGAGAGCGGGACCGUUCAAAGAGAAGUAAUGAUGAGAUCUUGAAAGAAAGGGAGAAAGAUUUUAAAGAUUUGGAAAAGGAUAGAGUGUCGAGCAGGGAAAGGAGGAAGGAUGAUAGAGAUGAACAUGGAAAGGACAGAAGUAGAGAUAGUAAGGUGAGAGAAAAAGAGAAAGAUUAUGAUAGGGACAAGUAUAGAGAAAAAGAACAUGAGCGUGAGAGAGAAAAGGAUCGAAAGGAUCGAGGAAAGGAAAAGGACAGGGAAAGGGGUAGAGACUCUGAGAAGGAGAGGGGGAAGGAUAAAGGUAGAGAUAGGGAUAGAGAAAAGGAAAAGGAAAGAGACAAGGCCAAGGAAAGAGAGAAAAAGGAUCGAGAGAAGGAGAGGGAAGGUGAAAAGGAUAGGGAUAGAGAUAGAGAGAAGGGAAAGGAGAGAAGUAAACAGAAAAGUAGAGAGGCAGACCUAGAGAAGGAGAGAUCAAGAGAUAGGGAUAAUGCAAUCAAGAAAAACCAUGAGGAAGAUUAUGAAGGAAGCAAAGAUGGAGAGCUUGCAUUAGACUAUGGAGACAGUAGGGAUAAGGAUGAAGCUGAAUUGAAUGCUGGCAGCAAUGCAGGUGUAGCACAGGCAUCAUCAUCAGAGCUUGAGGAGCGCAUUGCAAGAAUGAAAGAAGAAAGAUUGAAAAAGAAAUCUGAAGGUGUUUCAGAGGUUUUAGAAUGGGUUGGUAACUUUCGUAAGCUUGAGGAGAAAAGGAAUGCUGAAAAGGAGAAAGCCUUGCAGCGAUCAAAGAUUUUUGAGGAGCAGGAUGAUUUUGUUCAAGGGGAAAAUGAAGAUGAGGAGGCUGUCCGUCAUGCUGCUCAUGAUCUAGCAGGGGUUAAAGUUCUUCAUGGCCUUGACAAAGUGAUGGAUGGUGGAGCUGUUGUUUUGACACUCAAAGAUCAGAGCAUACUUGCUAAUGGUGACAUUAAUGAAGAUGUUGAUAUGCUUGAAAAUGUUGAAAUUGGAGAGCAGAGGAGGCGGGAUGAGGCUUACAAGGCUGCAAAGAAAAAAACCGGGGUUUAUGAUGAUAAGUUCAAUGAUGAGCCUGGUUCAGAGAAAAAAAUACUUCCUCAAUAUGACAAUCCAGUUGCAGACGAGGGGGUAACUCUGGAUGAAAGGGGGCGCUUUACCGGUGAAGCAGAAAAGAAAUUGCAGGAGCUCCGUAAAAGGUUACAAGGUGUUCCCACAAAUAACCGUGUUGAAGAUCUUAACAACGCUGGGAAGAUUGCAUCAGAUUAUUAUACCCAAGAGGAAAUGCUUAAAUUUAAAAAGCCCAAAAAAAAGAAAGCUUUGCGGAAGAAAGAGAAGCUGGAUAUAGAUGCCCUUGAAGCAGAAGCUAUCUCUUCAGGCCUGGGAGCUGGAGAUCUUGGUUCUAGAAAUGAUGCUAGAAGACAGGCAAUUAGAGAGGAGGAGGCCAGAUCUGAGGCUGAAAAGAGAAAUAGUGCAUACCAAUCUGCAUAUGCCAAGGCAGAUGAGGCAUCUAAAUCACUGUGGCUUGAACAAACUCUUAUAGUUAAACCAGAGGAAGAUGAAAAUCAAGUGUUUGCCGAUGAUGAUGAUGAUCUUUAUAAAUCCAUUGAAAGAUCAAGGAAAUUAGCUUUUAAAAAGCAAGAAGAUGAAAAAUCAGGUCCUCAAGCUAUUGCGCUCCGUGCUACCACAGCUGCUAUCAGUCAAACUGCAGAUGAUCAAACUACCACAACUGGAGAGGCACAAGAAAACAAGCUUGUAAUAACAGAGAUGGAGGAGUUUGUAUGGGGUCUUCAGCAUGAUGAAGAAGCCCAUAAACCUGACAGUGAAGAUGUUUUUAUGGAUGAGGAUGAAGUGCCGGGAGUUUCUGAACAUGAUGGAAAAAGUGGAGAAAAUGAGGUAGGUGGAUGGACAGAAGUAGUUGAUGCUAGUACAGAUGAAAACCCUUCCAAUGAGGACAAGGAUGAUAUAGUUCCAGAUGAAACCAUUCAUGAAGUUGCAGUUGGUAAAGGAUUAUCAGGUGCCCUGAAGCUGCUUAAAGAUCGAGGAAUGCUUAAAGAAAGUAUUGAAUGGGGUGGCAGGAACAUGGACAAGAAAAAGAGCAAACUUGUUGGCAUUGUAGAUGAUGAUCGUGAAAAUGAUAGAUUUAAAGAUAUUCGCAUUGAGAGGACAGAUGAAUUUGGUCGAAUUAUAACUCCCAAGGAAGCCUUCCGGGUGCUUUCUCAUAAAUUUCAUGGCAAGGGGCCUGGCAAAAUGAAGCAAGAGAAACGGCAGAAGCAAUAUCAGGAAGAAUUGAAGCUGAAGCAAAUGAAAAAUUCUGAUACACCUUCCCUGUCAGUGGAGAGGAUGAGGGAAGCUCAAGCUCAGCUGAAAACACCCUACCUUGUCCUUAGUGGUCAUGUGAAACCAGGGCAAACGAGUGAUCCUAGAAGUGGCUUUGCUACUGUUGAGAAGGAUUUUCCAGGAGGCUUGACACCUAUGCUUGGUGAUAGAAAGGUUGAGCAUUUCCUUGGAAUUAAGCGCAAGGCUGAGCCAGGGAAUUCAAGCACACCAAAGAAGCCUAAAACCUGAAGUUUGGAUUUUUAUGGUAUUUUCAGCUGGUAUGAAGGGUGAAUGAUGAUGUUAGCUGGAGGCAUGACUUAAGAACUGUUCAGCUUUAGAUUCUUGUUAUCUUCACCUUGUUUUCAUUUUUACACAUACUCAAAAUCUGCACUGCCAACUCAAGCAUUACCCUAAGUUUUUCCUUCUUUCUUUCUUUCAUCUGCAAUCACUGAAAUAGGCUUCACCCAUUUGUAUGAGGAAUCAACCAAGGAUUGUGUAAAACAAAGGUCAAAUUAUGCAAUUAGUUUGUGCUGUCAAAGCGGUGGAUUUAGUCAAUGAACAACAAUGAAAUUGAGUCUGAGUAUUUUUUCCAAUAUUGACAAUGUUAAUCCAUUUAUUAAUAGUGUUAAAAUGUC